Messenger RNA from Cydia amplana, 3314 nucleotides. RefSeq names its product kinesin-like protein KIF15. NCBI's taxonomy places the organism in Eukaryota, Metazoa, Arthropoda, Insecta, Lepidoptera, Tortricidae. The transcript is spliced from 9 exons. Gene Ontology annotation, biological process: microtubule-based movement. The record is from RefSeq and is a predicted model, not a curated record. Gene Ontology annotation, cellular component: kinesin complex; microtubule. Gene Ontology annotation, molecular function: ATP binding; microtubule motor activity; ATP hydrolysis activity. The coding region runs from base 217 to 3309 and encodes 1030 amino acids.
UUGAGGUCUGAGAAAGACAGAGUCCCGAUAGUGAACGUGCUUGACGACAAGACAGUAACAAUUACCAAUUUAAAAGUAAGUACAUCAGGCGCGGGUGACAGUAGGGAGCGCGUGCGCCGGUACCACGCCGACUAUACCUUCGACAGCGCUUGCGCGCCCACCAACCCAGAAUAUGCCACUCAGGAAAAGGUUUUCGAGAGCGUCGGCCGUGACGUAAUGUCAUGUCUCUCACGUCUCUCCUCGGUCUGCGUGCUAGCGUAUGGACAGAGUGCCACAGGGAAGACUCACACGAUGAUGGGCACAGAGUCGCAGCCAGGGCUAGUGCCGCGCCUCUGUAGGGAGCUGGCGUCUGUGGAGUGUGACGUCACCAUCAGUUUCCUGGAGAUCUACAACGAGCGCGUCCACGACUUGCUGGUUGGAGAGGAUCCACCACUGACCUUCAACUCGUUGCCGCGGCGGCGUGGCAACGCGCGUAAGGACCUGCGCGUGCGCGAACACCCCACGAGAGGACCUUACGUACAGAACCUACGCCGUGUAGCCGUAACCAACGUUGAGGCUCUGCUCGCGCUAGUGGCCGAAGGCUGCCGCCGGCGACGAACGGCUGCUACACGCCGGAACUCCUCCUCUUCCCGGUCUCAUGCUCUGCUGGAGCUGAGCACGCCCAAGGCAACCUUGCAUCUAGCUGAUCUUGCUGGAAGUGAAAAAGCCAGCUGGGAGGGUGUCGGAGGAGGACGCCAAAAAGAAGGUGCCAAUAUUAACAAGUCCCUCGUGGCUCUUAGCAACGUCAUAUCUGCAUUAGUGAGCGGUAGCAGCGGCCGUGGACGGUUUGUUCCUUACCGGGAUUCUGCUCUUACUUGGCUUCUAAAAGAUUGCUUUACGGGAGGCGCCUGCACUUUUAUAAUAGCAACGGUUUCUCCGAGUGUAGCCUGCUACGGCGAGUCGGCUUCCACCCUACGCUGGACGUCUCGCGCGCGUCAACUGCCUCCCCCGCGCACCGCCCCGUCGGCACGGGCCUCCAUACAGGCCCACUACAACAACUUACUUGCCGAGCUCUGUCGGCAUCAUAUAAGAUACGUUCCAGAAACAGGAGGACUAGUUUAUGAAGACUCUCAUUGGGAUUUAAAGCCAAAAUAUGUGGAAAUUGUAGACACGGCUAAAAUAGGGAACUUUAUGGAUAUGUUGCAACAGAAGACUGAUACCAAACCAGAAUCUGUGGCUUCAGCACACACUAGUUCGGAUGUGCUGAACGCCGCAGAUGAAAAUGUAAAUAUAGCUAACGAAAUCAACAAGGAGGUAGAUAAAUUACUUGUGCCAACGCUAGAAAGGACAAGGAGUGAGCUAGAAAUUGUAGCACCACUCCGACAUAAAAGACGACAUUAUAGGUCUCAAGAAGUGCUGUCAAUCGAUAAGACUCUACACGAGCCAAUGACUGUUCAAACUCAUGAGCGAAUUCGUGAAAAAGCUGGCAAAACUCAUGUUCCUAUUUUAUACGAUAAUCAAAGAGCAGAAAUUGUUGCAUCGGUUACUGAACGGUUGUACUCAAAGUUGAAAAAGAAAGAAGAAGCGGCUGUGUCCAAAGUGGAGUCAAUGGUAGACAAAAAAAUUGUAGAGCCACUAAGUGAGCUAAAAAUUUGCACCAACGCGAGGCAGCGUUUAAUGGAAUUAAGUCAGAAAGCGUUAAGAAAUAAGAGAAGGAUCGGCAUACCAGCCCAUACACAAACACGACGGACUGUUAUCCGAGUAAAAGACCAAGGUAUUGAUGCGCAGACUGACUUGGAAUCAUAUUGUGAUAAAACUAAACACUCCUUAGUUGCUUGUCGGGAUGCUAGCACAGAAACUAAACCUAUAACAUCUCGAUGUAAAGAAAUUGCUAUCGGUCCGAAAUGUGGUUCCUUGAGCUCUUAUGAUAAAUCAACAGUUACUGAAGCCAGGCAAGUUGUUCUAAAAAGCACUUUUGUGAUGACUGACGAUGCGGUGCGAUUUGAUAGAUAUACACAAACUAGAGUCCUACCGCCUCCAAGGCGCAAACGCUCAAGCAAAGCCAAUAUUAGUGAAGUCAAUCAUACGAAUAAAGUAGAAGAAUGUAUGUCUAUGCCCAUUAUCAGCAUAAAUAUUUCUCAGAAAUACGCAGAGUCAGAAUCUCAAAGUUCCGAUGAAUUGGAUUUAUCUAACAAUGGUACUCCUGAUAGAGCUAGCAGUGUUGGAAUCACUCCCGAUCUCCUAACUAAUCAUGGCAAUGUAGAUUCAGCAACUAAAGGUCACAAGGAACCAAUUACAUAUCAAGUUGGUAGUAAUCAAGUUCCCUGUAUAGUUAGCCACAUGAAAGUAAACAAAGGAAACGAUACUUUAAAUUCAUCAAAUUAUAGCACUGAAGAUUUUCCAGAUGCGGAAAACUGUGAAUUACCCCGUGUAUCCGUAAACUGCUCGAGCAAAGUAAGUCAGAAUGAAAUGAAAGAUAUAAUAUUAGGCCGUAAUGAUGACAUAUAUCCAUUCAAUAUCAUACUUUCACCACCUCGAGAAAACAAUACAAAAAGGAUCGUGAAGUUUAAAGAAAACAUAUUAAGUCCUCCAGAACAAGAUGAUACAACGAGUAAACUGUUAGAAGAUAACGAAGUCCAAUACUUCAAUGACGGUACGAAUUCUCAGAUAGACUUGACUAAAAUGAAUGAUCAUGAAAAACACGACAAUACUAUAAAUUAUAAUUCUGAUAUGAUUGAUAAAGAAACAGAUAACGAUGGUGCUUCUCAAGCAUGUACUUCUUCUGGCUCCGUAGACUCUGGUAAAGUAGAUUCAGAUUCAUUUAUUUGGGAGCAAGGUGGCUCUGAUCAUAUAGACUAUAAACCAUAUAAUAUGACAAAUCAUCAAUACACACCCGUAUACAAAAACCAAUCAAAGUAUAGAACUGCUAAAUCCCGACUUUACAGAGAAUUUUUAGGAUUAGACAAAGAACAAUCUGAAAAAGAUAAGCGUUUUUACGAAUCAUUAAACUGGGAUUUCAGCUCCAGUGAAAGCAAUCAUACUGAUAACACACGAUAUAAAUUCUUAAAAAGCAAAAAAUUCUUUGAAGACCAGAACAAGAAAUAUAACAAACCAAACGAUAUUUAUGAUCAGCUCGAAAAACAAGUACUUGAUUCGUGUAACAGUUUAGAAAUUUCUGCCGAUAAGUACAAUAGGUAUUUGGUGCAAUAUCGCAGGAAUUCUACAGAAUACUCGAACGUAAGGACCCCAAAGAAAUAUUUGCAACAUUUAGUGCAAUUAAGGAGAGAAGUAGUCAAAGCUGACAGCGACACUACAGACAGUCAAAACUAAAUCGA